AUGAACCCGCUGUGCUGCAUUGCGCCGGUCUCGAUCGAUCGGGACCAGGCCGACCCCGUCGCGGCGAAGCAGCAGUCCGGUCACUACCAGCUCGGCCUCGACGCCGCGGUUCCGAUUCGGAACGUCAGCUACGGCGGCUACUCGGCGCAGGUCUCGUCGGCGGGGACCGAAUCGGACAGAGCCUCGGCGGCGCAACACCACGACGCGGACGACUCGGCGUUCUGCGAGCCGAGGGAUUCGAAGGUGUUCGGAGGAGGCGGCGGCGUCGCCGGGAUUCUGUACAAGUGGGUGAACUACGGCAAGGGGUGGAGGUCGCGGUGGUUUCUGCUCGAAGACGGCGUGCUUUCGUAUUACAAGGUUCAUGGACCGGACAAGAUUCUGAUGAGUCCGGCGAGAGAGAAAGGCGUGGCGGUGAUCGGAGAGGAGUCGUUGAGGUAUAUGAAGAAGGCUAAUUGGAAUCGGAAUCGGCUUGGUCUGCCGGCGAGGAGGACCUGCAAGCCUUUCGGCAAAGUGCAUUUGAAGGUCUCUUCAAUUCGUGCCAGCAAAUCAGAUGAUAAACGGCUUUCCAUAUUCACAGGAACUAAAACUCUUCACUUGCGUUGUUUAUCUAGAGAGGGCAGAGCUGCAUGGAUCGAGGCAUUGCUGGCUGCUAAAGAUCUUUUCCCCAGAGUGCUGUCGAGCAAUGAUUUGGUGCCGUCAGAAGAUGUAGUUGUUUCAACAGAGAAGUUACGAUUAAGAUUAGCACAGGAGGGAGUUGGUGAGCCAGUGAUUAAAGACUGCGAGUCGAUUAUGCUUUCAGAAGUCUCAGAGCUGCAAAACCAGUUGAAGGCUCUUCAGUGUAAACAUGUCAUGUUGUUAGACACAUUGAGACAAUUGGAGACAGAGAAAAUAGAGCUGGAAACUACAGUAGUAGACGAAACAAAGGAGCGUGACUCGUACUGCGUUCAGGGCAACAGGAGGCAUAGUGAUUUUUACUCUGUCAUGUCAGAGGGCAGUGCAAGUGAUUCUGAAGCAGAAAAUGAAAGUCACGAUGGAGGAGAUGUUGAAACAGAUGAAGAUGAAGGAACAUACUUUGAUACUUACGAUAUUCUGUCUUCAGAUGCUUUAAGAAGUGCCUCUUAUAGGAGUAGAGAAGGUCUGGAUGGCUUGGGAAAUGGUGGUGGAGAUUCUCUCUUUUCUGAUCGAUUGCAUGGAGUUCAGGAGAUCAUGAUAGUUAAAUAUCCAUCUGUGAAAAGGAGAGAUAAUUUGCCAGAACCAAAGGAGAAAGAAAAGCCUAUUGGCUUGUGGUCAAUUAUCAAAGAUAAUAUUGGAAAGGACUUGUCUGGAGUUUGUCUUCCUGUUUAUUUUAAUGAACCACUCUCUUCAUUGCAAAAGUGCUUUGAAGAUCUGGAGUAUUCCUACUUGGUAGAUCGAGCAUUGGAAUGGGGAAAGCAGGGGAAUGACUUGAUGAGAAUUCUCCAUGUUGCAGCUUUUGCUGUAUCUGGUUAUGCGUCAACAGAAGGCCGGCAGUGCAAACCCUUCAAUCCUCUCCUGGGGGAGACCUAUGAGGCUGAUUACCCGGAUAAAGGACUUAGUUUCUUUUCUGAAAAGGUGAGUCAUCAUCCAAUGAUAGUUGCAUGUCACUGUCAAGGAAGAAAUUGGAAAUUUUGGGCAGACUCCAACCUUAAAGGCAAGUUCUGGGGGCGUUCUAUUCAGCUUGAUCCUGUGGGGCUGCUCAACUUGCAGUUUGAGGAUGGCGAAACAUUUCAGUGGAGCAAGGUCACUACUUCGAUAUACAAUAUCAUACUAGGGAAGUUAUAUUGUGACCACUAUGGAACCAUGCGAAUCAAGGGCAGUGGAAAUUACUCAUGUAAGCUAAAGUUCAAGGAGCAGUCUAUCAUAGACCGAAACCCACAUCAGGUUCAUGGAUUUGUUCAAGACAAUAGAACUGGAGAGAAAGUAGCAAUGUUAAUGGGGAAGUGGGAUGAAGCAAUGUACUACGUUCUAGGAGAUCCAACUACAAAACCAAAGGGUUACGAUCCAAUGACAGAGGCUGUGCUGCUCUGGGAAAGGGAAAACUAUGUUACCAAGACAAGAUAUAAUUUCUCUCCUUUCGCAAUAUCCCUGAAUGAGAUGACACCUGGACUAUUGGAGAAAUUGCCUCCAACAGACUCGAGGCUGAGGCCAGAUCAAAGACAUUUGGAAAAUGGUGAAUACGAAUUGGCAAAUGCAGAAAAACUAAGACUUGAACAGCUACAGAGACAGGCGAGGAGGUUGCAAGAGACGGGCUGGCAGCCAAGAUGGUUUCAAAGAGAUCAGGAUGGUUGUUAUAAUUACAUGGGUGGGUAUUGGGAAGCCAGGGAGAAGAACAAUUGGGAUGGAAUUCCUGAUAUUUUUGGCCAGAGUAGUGAUAUCACUGAUAUGCCUUCAACUUCUUUUGAAGAGUAAAGGCAUCUCAAGCUUGUUCUUCCUAUUGUCUCAGUUCCCCUUGGCUUUGAAUUUGAGUUUAAUGUAGGCUGUGCUAUAAGGAAAAAAAAAAAAACCAACUCAAUUCGGUAAUGAUCGUAUUCUUGAACUCGCUUCUGUUGUCUGUUUCAUUAGGCACAUUCUUUCGGCCACCCAAGCUACCUGCUUCCCUUGUACAUGAAUCCGUUGAUUAGUAGUUCCCCUUAGCCAGUGAGCUAGUAAAAUGCCUGGGUCUCUUUCUGGAAGAGAGUACAAUUUGCUUAUUGACGUGAAUUUUGGUCUCUUUUUAGAAUUGUUGACAUUGUUCAUGACCAACUCAAACGAACUCUUUUCUUAUUUUGGUUAUGGAG
Fragaria vesca subsp. vesca is the source of this 2795-nucleotide messenger RNA. RefSeq names its product oxysterol-binding protein-related protein 1D-like. Bases 1 to 2427 code for a protein of 808 amino acids. Gene Ontology annotation, cellular component: membrane; cytosol; intracellular membrane-bounded organelle. NCBI's taxonomy places the organism in Eukaryota, Viridiplantae, Streptophyta, Magnoliopsida, Rosales, Rosaceae. The transcript has 9 exons. The record is from RefSeq and is a predicted model, not a curated record. Gene Ontology annotation, molecular function: sterol binding.